AUUUUAGAGUCAUACUAACGCAGCAAAACUCUGGCAUGUCACGAGACGUCUGUUCCGAUUGUGGAAGUCAAGUUGUCACAUUGGAAUCCGAGGAAGAAGACAAGUUCGUUACUGCAAAGUUCAUUUCGUUAUAUGAAAAUGGAUCUGUUGGAUACUGGCUGGGCAUUAAGAAAACAGAAAAUGGAUCUCUUCCCAAUGUGAGCUACAACAACUUCAGCCCAGUUGAAAUGAAUGGCGGCCUAAAUGAGAUGUGUUUCGGCGUCUAUGAAGCAGCAAACUGGACUUGGGUGGACCUGAGGUGUGAUAUGAAUUAUAACAUUCACGUUGUCUGCGAAACGGUUCCAUGAAUACACCCGUGUAUUAGAAUGUAUAACAUAAGGAGUGGGGUAUUGAAAUACUCAACACACUUAGGAAAUACGAUUUCUGAAAAGUUUAAAGCAAAUUAAUGUACCCUAUUUGGAACAAUUGAUAAUUAAACAUACUUAACUUAUGUGUUUUACGUGAAUAACAGCAUUCAAAAAAUAUUGCAAAAAAUAUACAUGAAGAACAACUUUAUACAACUGAAUAUUCAAACAUUAAAUUAAAGUAGAU
Molecule: messenger RNA, 591 nt
Organism: Dreissena polymorpha
Lineage: Eukaryota; Metazoa; Mollusca; Bivalvia; Myida; Dreissenidae
Product: perlucin-like protein
Exons: 3
Coding region: 36-347 (103 amino acids)
Source: RefSeq, a predicted model, not a curated record